AUGGUGUACGUGUCUAAUGGUCAGGUCCUGGACAGCAGGGCUCAGUCACCAUGGCGACUGUCCCUACUGGUUGAUCUCUUUUGGGGAGCAGUGGAGUUUAUUGGCCUCUUUUUCAAGACAAUAAUUCACCCUGACCUGUCUAAGGAUGGAAACAGUGCUUCGUCACGCUUCUCUGAUGGCAGAGGGACCCCCCGGUGGCAGAAGGAGGAUGGGGAGAAUAACUCAUGGCGCUGGUCCAACCCCACCACCAAUGGGUGGAGGAGGAUGAGGAAGACCUUCCAGUUCAGCAACAUCAAAUGCUUACGAAUGCGUCAGUGGCAUUUGGUUACAGUCAUCCUCCUCUUAGUAGUGUUCGUCAUGAGGAUCCUCAGAGUCUCCUUGGGAACGGUACGGAAGCGAUGUCAUCUUCUGGCCUACGAUGCCAAAUGUGGUUGGCGGGAUUUCCAGAUGUUUCUGAAUGACAUGACUCCAGAUGGUCUCAAGAUCAGCCAGGACCGCCGAGAGCGAGCCUCCUGA
Menidia menidia (Atlantic silverside) is the source of this 516-nucleotide messenger RNA. The record is from the annotation of a GenBank genome assembly. NCBI's taxonomy places the organism in Eukaryota, Metazoa, Chordata, Actinopteri, Atheriniformes, Atherinopsidae.